Orcinus orca (killer whale) is the source of this 5909-nucleotide messenger RNA. RefSeq names its product microtubule associated serine/threonine kinase 2 (gene MAST2). Gene Ontology annotation, cellular component: microtubule cytoskeleton. Gene Ontology annotation, molecular function: microtubule binding; ATP binding; protein serine/threonine kinase activity. Bases 352 to 5853 code for a protein of 1833 amino acids. Gene Ontology annotation, biological process: peptidyl-serine phosphorylation; intracellular signal transduction. NCBI's taxonomy places the organism in Eukaryota, Metazoa, Chordata, Mammalia, Artiodactyla, Delphinidae. The record is from RefSeq and is a predicted model, not a curated record. The transcript is spliced from 30 exons.
GGAGGGGCGGGGCCGGGCUACAGGCAAGCUGUUGGCGUCUGGCUGUGUAGCCGGCUGCUGCGGUGGAGGCGGAGGCGGCGGCGGCGGCGGCGGCUGCUGGCCACCCGAGCGUGCACCGGGUGGGAGAAGAAGACGCUGCGGCGAUGCUGCCGCCUCCGUAAGGAGCGCCGAGGAGGCCGCGGCUCUUGAGGCCCCAGAAAGCGCAGAGGAGCUGCUGGCUGGGGUCGGUGGCUUCGGGCGCCCGCCGGGCCAUGGUGGCCGCGGGCGGUGGUUGGCGCGGUAGCGCCGCGGCCCGGGGCCGUGCGGGUCCGGGACAUUCGCUGCGCUGACGCCCAGGGCCCAGCCGCAGAUAUGAAGAGGAGCCGCUGCCGCGACCGACCGCAGCUGCCGCCGCCGCCGCCCGCCGCCCGCCGGGAGGAUGGGGCUCAGCGGGCAGCGGAGCUGCCCCAGCCCCUGCCCUCGCGCCGGCGAGCGCCGUCCGGGAGGCAGCUACUGGAGGAGCGGGUGGGGCCCGCAGGGCCCGAAGUCAGGGAGCAGGAUGUGAUAACUGGACUUAGUCCCCUGCUCUUCAGGAAGCUCAGUAAUCCUGACAUAUUUUCAUCCACUGGAAAAGCUAAACUUCAACGACAACUUAGUCAGGAUGACUCUAAGUUACGGAGAGGAAGCCCGGCCAGUUCUUUUUCAGGUAAGCAGCUGCUCCCCUUGUCUGGCAGUGUACAUAGCAGUGUGGGACAGGUGACUUGGCAGUCUUCAGGAGAAGCAUCAAACCUGGUUCGAAUGAGGAAUCAGUCCCUCGGACAGUCUGCGCCUUCUCUGACUGCUGGUUUGAAGGAGUUGAGCCUUCCAAGAAGAGGCAGCUUUUGUCGGACAAGUAACCGCAAGAGUUUGAUUGUGACCUCUAGCACAUCACCUACACUACCACGGCCACACUCACCACUCCAUGGCCACACAGGUAACAGUCCUUUGGACAGCCCCCGGAAUUUCUCUCCAAAUGCACCUGCUCACUUUUCCUUUGUUCCUGCCCGUAGCCAUGGCCACAGAGCAGACAGGACUGAUGGACGGCGCUGGUCUUUGGCUUCUUUGCCUUCUUCAGGCUAUGGAACCAACACUCCUAGCUCCACUGUCUCAUCAUCAUGCUCCUCGCAGGAAAAGCUGCACCAGUUGCCCUUCCAGCCUACAGCCGAUGAGCUGCACUUUCUGACGAAGCAUUUCAGCACAGAGAGUGUACCCGAUGAAGAAGGACGGCAGUCCCCGGCCCUGCGGCCCCGCUCCCGCAGCCUCAGUCCUGGACGGUCACCAGUUUCCUUUGACAGUGAAAUAAUAAUGAUGAAUCAUGUGUACAAGGAAAGAUUCCCCAAGGCCACCGCACAAAUGGAAGAGCAUCUAGCGGAGUUCAUUUCCUCCAACACUCCAGACAACGUGUUGCCCUUGGCAGACGGAACCUUGAGCUUUAUUCAUCAUCAGGUGAUUGAGAUGGCCCGAGACUGCCUGGAUAAAUCUCGGAGUGGCCUCAUUACCUCACACUACUUCUAUGAACUUCAAGAGAAUUUAGAGAAGCUUCUGCAAGAUGCUCAUGAGCGCUCAGAGAGUUCAGAAGUGGCUUUUGUGAUGCAGCUGGUGAAAAAGCUGAUGAUUGUCAUUGCCCGCCCUGCUCGUCUCCUGGAAUGCCUGGAGUUUGACCCUGAAGAGUUCUACCACCUGUUAGAAGCAGCUGAGGGCCACGCCAAAGAGGGACAAGGGAUUAAAUGUGACAUUCCCCGCUACAUCAUUAGCCAACUGGGCCUCACACGGGAUCCCCUAGAGGAAAUGGCCCAGUUGAGCAGCUAUGACAGUCCUGACACUCCAGAGACAGAUGAUUCAGUCGAGGGCCGUGGGGCAUCUCUGACAUCUAAAAAGACACCCUCUGAAGAGGACUUCGAAACCAUUAAGCUCAUCAGCAAUGGCGCCUAUGGGGCCGUAUUCCUGGUGCGGCACAAGUCCACCCGGCAGCGCUUUGCCGUGAAGAAGAUCAACAAGCAGAACCUGAUCCUACGGAACCAGAUCCAGCAGGCCUUUGUGGAGCGUGACAUACUGACUUUUGCUGAGAACCCCUUUGUGGUCAGCAUGUUCUGCUCCUUUGAGACCAAGCGCCACCUGUGCAUGGUGAUGGAGUAUGUUGAAGGAGGAGACUGUGCCACUCUGCUGAAGAACAUCGGGGCCCUGCCUGUGGAUAUGGUGCGCCUGUACUUUGCGGAAACUGUGCUAGCCCUGGAGUACUUACACAACUAUGGCAUCGUGCACCGUGACCUCAAGCCUGACAACCUGCUGAUCACAUCCAUGGGGCACAUCAAGCUCACUGACUUUGGCCUUUCUAAAAUCGGCCUCAUGAGUCUGACCACAAACUUGUACGAGGGCCACAUUGAAAAGGACACUCGCGAGUUCCUGGACAAGCAGGUAUGCGGGACCCCAGAAUACAUUGCCCCUGAGGUGAUCCUGCGUCAGGGCUAUGGGAAACCAGUGGACUGGUGGGCCAUGGGCAUAAUCCUGUAUGAGUUCCUGGUGGGCUGCGUCCCUUUCUUCGGAGACACUCCAGAGGAGCUCUUUGGGCAAGUGAUCAGUGAUGAGAUUGUGUGGCCCGAGGGGGAUGAUGCGCUGCCACCGGACGCCCAGGAUCUCACCUCAAAACUGCUCCACCAGAACCCUCUGGAGAGACUGGGUACAGGCAGUGCCUAUGAGGUGAAGCAGCACCCGUUCUUUAUUGGUCUGGACUGGACAGGACUGCUUCGUCAGAAGGCGGAAUUUAUUCCUCAGCUGGAGUCAGAGGAUGAUACCAGCUACUUUGACACCCGCUCGGAGCGAUACCACCACAUAGACUCAGAGGACGAGGAGGAAGUGAGUGAGGAUGGCUACCUUGAGAUUCGCCAGUUCUCUUCCUGCUCUCCAAGGUUCAGCAAGGCGCUGAGAAUCCUCUUCGCUCCUUGGGAGGUGUGGUCGUUGGGCGUCCCGGCAGGUCUCCUGUGCCCACAGGUGUACAGCAGCAUGGAGAGGCUCUCGCUGCUCGAGGAGCGCCGGAUGCCGCCCCCCACCAAGCGCAGCCUGAGCGAGGAGAAGGAGGACCGCUCGGACGGCCUGGCGGGGCUGAGGGGCCGAGAGCGGAGCUGGGUGAUCGGCUCCCCUGAGAUAUUACGGAAGCGGCUGUCAGUGUCUGAGUCAUCCCACACAGAGAGCGACUCCAGCCCUCCCCUCACAGUGCGCCGCCACUGCUCGGGCCUCCUGGACGUGCCUCGCUUCCCUGAGGGCACUGAGGAGGCUGGCGGCCCCCCUCGGAGGCAGCAGCAGGAGGGUGCCUGGCUCCUGACACCCCCGUCUGCAGAGGGGGGAUCCGGGCCUUCCCCUGAACGGCCAGCGGAACGGCGGCUGAAGCUGGGUGAGGAGCCUCUCGGCCAGAGCAGCGCUUCCAGUCCAGCCAUGGAGACUCGAGGAGGCCGCGGGACCCCACAGCGGGCUGAGGGAGCCACAGCCAAGGCCAUCAGCGACCUGGCGGUGCGCAGGGCCCGCCACCGGCUGCUCUCUGGGGACUCUAUAGAAAAGCGCACUGCUCGCCCCAUCAACAAAGUGAUCAAGUCCGCCUCAGCCACAGCCCUGUCCCUCCUCAUUCCUGCGGAGCACCACACCUGCUCUCCACUGGCCAGCCCCAUGUCCCCGCAUUCCCAGUCAUCCAACCCAUCGUCCAGGGACUCUUCUCCAAGCAGGGACUUCCUGCCAGCCCUCAGCAGUUCAAGGCCCCCCAUCAUCAUCCACCGCGCCGGCAAGAAGUAUGGCUUCACCCUGCGGGCCAUCCGUGUCUACAUGGGUGACUCAGACGUCUACACCGUGCACCACAUGGUGUGGCACGUGGAGGACGGAGGUCCAGCCAGUGAGGCGGGGCUCCGUCAGGGGGACCUCAUCACACAUGUCAACGGGGAGCCUGUGCACGGGCUGGUGCAUACAGAGGUGGUGGAGCUGAUCCUGAAGAGUGGAAACAAGGUGUCUAUUUCAACAACUCCCCUGGAGAACACAUCCAUUAAAGUGGGGCCAGCUCGGAAGGACAGCUACAAGGCCAAGAUGGCCCGAAGGAGCAAGCGGAGCCGGGGCAAGGAUGGGCAAGAAAGCAGAAAAAGGAGCUCCCUGUUCCGGAAGAUCACGAAGCAGGCAUCCCUACUCCACACCAGCCGCAGCCUUUCUUCCCUUAACCGCUCUUUGUCAUCAGGGGAGAGUGGGCCAGGUUCUCCCACACACAGCCACAGCCUUUCUCCCCGAUCUCCCACUCAGGGCUACAGGGUGACCCCUGAAGCUGUGCAUUCAGUGGGGGGAAAUUCAUCACAGAGCAGCUCCCCCAGCUCCAGCGUGCCCAGUUCUCCAGCCGGCUCUGGGCACACACGGCCCAGCUCCCUCCACGGUUUGGCGCCCAAGCUCCAACGCCAGUACCGCUCUCCACGGCGCAAGUCAGCAGGCAGCAUCCCACUGUCACCACUGGCCCACACCCCUUCUCCGCCACCAGCAGCUUCACCCCAGCGUUCCCCAUCACCCCUGUCUGGCCACGGAGCCCAGGCCUUCCCUACCAAGCUUCACGUGUCGCCUCCCCUAGGCCGGCAACUCUCACGACCCAGGAGUGCGGAGUCACCCCGCUCACCACUGCUUAAGAGGGUGCAGUCAGCUGAGAAACUGGCGGCUGCACUUGCUGCUUCCGAGAAGAAGCUAGCCACUUCUCGAAAACAUAGUCUCGACCUGCCCUACCCUGAGCUAAAGAAGGAAUUGCCACCCAGGGAAGUCAGCCCUCUGGAGGUAGUUGGGACCAGGAGUGUGCUGUCUGGUAAGGGGGCGCUGCCAGGGAAAGGGGUGCUGCAGGCUGCUCCCUCACGGGCCCUAGGAACCCUCCGCCAGGACCGGGCUGAACGGCGAGAGUCGCUGCAGAAGCAGGAAGCCAUCCGGGAGGUUGACUCUUCAGAAGAUGACACUGAUGAGGGGCCUGAGAACAGCCAAGGUGUACAGGAGCCAAGCUUGGUACCUAACCCAGAAGUGGGCCAGGAUCCACUCCUCACAGGAGCAGGAGCAGGAGAGGGUGAGGAAGAGGACGCCUUCUUGCCCAGGGAUCCCAGGAGCCAGGGCCCGGUGGUCCCAGGCCUAUUGACAGGGGUCACACUGGGAUCUCCCAGAACGGAAGGCCCUAGUGUCCCCCAGAAGAGGCUUGGGAUCCUACAAGCCUUUGAAGAGGCUGCCAGCUCCUCGUCAUCAGCUCCCAACCUGGGUAGGGCUGGACCCACAGACCCCAUCCCCCCUGAAGGCUGCUGGAAGGCCCAGCACCUCCACACCCAGGCACUAACAGCACUUUGUCCGAGCUCUUCAGGACUCAUCCCCGCCAGUUGCUCCACUGCCUCCACCUCCGGAGAGCUGGGCCUGUGGUCCUGGAAAUUCAUUGCUGAAGACCCUGACAGGGCAUCCCCAACCAGAAAGGCAACAAUGGAAGAUGGGCUGGCCAGCUCUCAGGAUUUGGAAACUACAACUCCAGUCCACCCUGCAAACUUGUCUCCCAGACAGGAGGGGAAGUCAUGGCCACCCAGUGCCCCUGGGCUGGCCCAUCUACCUUGUGAGGUUCCCAGCCAGAGCUGGCUAUGGGAGCCUGAGUGUACACAAAGAGAGGAAGAGGAGCCAGCCCCGGGUAUCACCAAAGUGCCUGAUGCCUCAGGUGACAGGAGGCAGGACAUUCCAUGCAAAAGCUGCCCCCUCACCCAGGAGCCUGGGCCCAGCCUGCUCCAGAAGGGCCGAGACCCAGGGGGCCCUCAGAAGCAUCAGGACUUGGCAUUGGCACCCGAUGAGCUUUUAAAGCAAACAUAGAGGUUGUUUGCCAUUUCUUGCACUCAGUCCUGUGUAAUACACGCUCUUGGAAACUA